This is a messenger RNA of Rangifer tarandus platyrhynchus (Svalbard reindeer), 309 nucleotides long. NCBI's taxonomy places the organism in Eukaryota, Metazoa, Chordata, Mammalia, Artiodactyla, Cervidae. The record is from the annotation of a GenBank genome assembly.
AUGUUGAGUUUUGAUUCAGUUUUUUCACUCUCCUAUUCCACCUUCAUCAAGAAGCUCCUUAUCCCCAGCAGGCCUGCCAGGCUUGCUCCAGUAAAGGCAAUUCCAACCUCCAAAAAAAAAAAAAAAGCUUUUUGGCUCUUUAGUACCUCUUCCCUUUCUGCCGUUAUGAUAGUGUUAUCUUCAUAUCUGAGGUUAUUGAUAUUUCACCUGGCAAUCUUGAUUGUAGCUUGUGCUUCAUUCAGCCUGGCAUUUAGCAUGACAUACUCUGCAUAUAAGUUAAAUAAGCAGGGUAACAAUAUACAGCCUUGA